ACGCUUCCUAACAGAGGGAAGCUCAGUAGGGGAACAUGUUCACACUUGCCAGAGUAUCUUGUGAGAGAUUGCCCAAGGUCCCUUUUGUUUAAUCCUCUUCUCGAUUUCAUAGCAAGUUUGUGUAUUACUGGGAGUAUGCAAGCACUAGUGGGAUUACAUGCUUGUCAUUCAACAGCAGGUUCUUAGAUGCCGCAGCAGGAGCCGGACUCUGGGACACCUCCAGUCACAUUAUACUGACCAGAAAGCAUCCCCCUCCAGGUAAUGUAUGCAGCAGCGGGUGGGAGGAAUGACUCCUCAAGCCGAGUUGGCAAGGCAAUGCUUGGAGCUGAGUGAGAAUCUGCCUGACAAGUCAUGCCCUGGCGUGAAGGAAUGGAAAUCGCUGCAUUUGGCCGCCUGGAAUGGGAAUACAAAACUUGCAAAGCAAUUGCUGCAACAGGGAGAGGCGAUAGACUCCAGGGAUGGCCUUGGCUGGACUCCUUUACACUGUGCCGCAACAAACGGCCAUUUGUCAACUGUGAAGCUGCUGAUUCAGCGUGGAGCAUUACUCAGUUGUCAGGAUAACUCAGGUUGCACACCUCUCCACCAUGCAGCAUGCAACGGGCAUACUCAUUUAUCUGAACUCCUGCUGCAGCGCGGAGCAAAUCCAAGCGCAACCAAUAAUGGGGGACUUACACCUCUUCAUUUAGCAGCUGCUAACGGACACACACUCGUUACACAAUUACUGCUCAAGCAAAACCUAGACCCUUGUGUUGGUGACAACAACCAAUGGAGCCCCUUACACUGGGCUACAGUGAGCAACCACUUUCAUAUUAUUGAGCUGCUGAAAGAACAUGGUGUCCCACUGGAUCUCGAAGCUUCUGGGAAUUUAGUGCCUUUACAUAUUGCUGCUGAGACGGGUAGAAUGGAAGCGUUGGGCUAUCUGCUGGAUAACACAACUGAUGUGAAUGUGAAGGAUCAGCUGGGAAGUACACCACUUGCAAUAGCAGCUGGCAAUGGUAACUUAGAGGUAGUCAGGCUGCUGUUGGAGAAGAAUGCAGAGAUUGAUGAGCAGGACAAGCAUGGCCGCACAGCUUUGCACAGGGCAGCGGGGGCAGGUCACCUUCACAUAGUUAAAUUGCUUGUUCAAAGUGGAGCUUGUCCAAACCAAAGGGACAGCUUAAAGUUAACUCCAGUUCAGAGAGCAGCAAUGUAUGGACACGGAGGUGUAUCUGCCUAUUUACAAGACACUGGGGGAUUAUAAGAGAAUGGAAAUGUCAUGUGAAAAUACACAAACAGUGUUUAUGUAUGAAAAAGCACCUUUAAUGCUGCACAAGAAAAGCUACUGGCUGGAAAAUGCUUGUUAAAGUAGUUAAAUCAGGUCAUGUCCACCAGCCAUGCACAUUUCAUAUGAUUAUCAGUCAGUUUUUACUUUACAUGGUUUGUAUUCAAAGAGGUAUUUUUGUAACAUGCAGAGUAUUUUGUCUGAAACACCUAUUUUAUGAUUUUUUUGAUAAAGAACAAUUAUGCACAGUUCACAUAUCUGGGAUUGUGAACCAGUAUGGGAUAUAUGUGCAUGUCUAUGUGUCUGAUAGCUCCAAAUUACGGAAAGGCUGUCUCCCAUAGACUCCAUUAAAAUCAAAUAAUCCAAA
Molecule: messenger RNA, 1628 nt
Organism: Xenopus laevis (African clawed frog)
Lineage: Eukaryota; Metazoa; Chordata; Amphibia; Anura; Pipidae
Gene: ankrd65.L
Product: Putative ortholog of dystrophin-like protein, 1 of 1 L homeolog
Exons: 4
Coding region: 266-1240 (324 amino acids)
Cellular component (GO): nucleus
Source: RefSeq, a predicted model, not a curated record